Molecule: messenger RNA, 2484 nt
Organism: Mytilus californianus (California mussel)
Lineage: Eukaryota; Metazoa; Mollusca; Bivalvia; Mytilida; Mytilidae
Product: ceramide synthase 2-like
Exons: 12
Coding region: 172-1338 (388 amino acids)
Biological process (GO): ceramide biosynthetic process
Cellular component (GO): membrane
Molecular function (GO): DNA binding; sphingosine N-acyltransferase activity
Source: RefSeq, a predicted model, not a curated record
UCACGCGUAGUCAGUGAAGCGUUAGAAUAUAAACAAAACUUUAGGAGGAAAUAUCAAACAGAAAAGACGUCUGUUUGGGCCUCCCUCAAAACUGGCACACUAACUCACACAAUUUUUACCUGGACGGAUACAGCUACACCCGUAGACAUCUGUAAAACAAAGAUUAAAUAUAUGAAAAUGAUUACCUGGCUGAAUAAAAAGAUAGACCAUCUUCUACAACCGGAACUUCUCCGACCAGAAAAUCUAGGACAGUUGCCGCCUGGUGAAUAUGUGCCAAUUCCAUCAGAUAUUGUUCUCCCGUCAAUAAUUACAGCAUUUGCGUUUGUUUUAAUACGUCACAUAUUUGAUAGACUUGUUGUAUAUCCAAUUGGAACCUAUUUUGGACUUAAAGAGAGCACUCCUAGGAAGACCACUUUUGACCAUCCAGUUUUGGAACAUGAAUACAAGAACAGUAAAAGUCCAAGUUCUGAUGUUAUAAUGGUUUUAUCCAAGAAAACCGGUAUAUCGGAAAGAACCAUACAGUUUUGGUUCAAAAAAAGGAAAAAGCAGGACAAAGUUUCUGGAAUCAAACGAUUAAGUGACAGCAGUUGGUCCUUUGCAUUUUACUUUGUGUUAUCUUGGUAUGGAAUCUAUGUUUUAUCCAAUAAACAAUGGAGCACAAAAACAGAAGACUGCUGGAAAGGUUGGCCAUUGUUGACAGUGUCUAACGAUAUGUAUUACUACUACCUCUUAGAAUUAGGAUAUUACAUUUCAUAUAUUUAUAUGCUGUUCACUGACCAUAAAAGAAAAGAUUUCUUAGAAUUUUUUAUCCAUCAUAAUGUGACAGUUAUACUUCUGAUUUUAUCAUGGUCUGUCAAUGUUGUACGUAUUGGUGCAUUGGUUCUAUGUAUACACGAUCCAGUGGAUUAUCUUCUAACGUUUGCCAAAUCAGCUGUUUACUGUAAAAAGCACCGUGUAGCAGACAUUUGCUUUGUUGUAUUUUUGUUUUUGUGGAUUUUUACAAGACUUUUCGUUUACCCAUAUGUAGUCCUAUAUUCGGUUUAUGUAGAACUUCCAGCAUUAGCAGAGAAUAACAGUAAUAUACAAAUAUUGGACAGAAGUUUUGUUAUACAGUUUCUGAAGGCAUUGCUAGUUGUUUUACAAAUACUUCAUGUUCUGUGGACGAUUUUAAUUUUUAAGUCUGCGGCAACAAAAUUUACACGCGGGGAGCUUCAAGAUGCUAGAAGUGACACAGAAGAUGACGAAAAGGAUGAUGAUGAUGAUGAUGAUGUGAUUUCUGAUGAAAACUUCAAAGAAAUGUUCAACAAUAAUACAGGAACCAAUGGUAUUGGCCAAUAAAUUUGCAAUAUUACCUCAAAAGGCAGCCUUUUUAAAACGUGACUUUAUUAUACCGUAUCUAUAUAUUUUGUGUUUGUAAUUUUUGUAAACUGAAUAUUGUCAUCAGAUUUAUAAAACAUAUAUAUAAUAUAUGUUUUAUAUAUAAUAUGUUUUAUAUGCUAUAAAUAUGCUGAAUAGUAAAGAGUUUGUAAAAAUAUAUACUGUUGCAAGUAGCCAAGGCUCUGUGUUGAAGGCCGUACUUUGACCUAUAAUGGUUUACUUUUACAAAUUGUGACUUGGAUGGAGAGUUGUCUCAAAAACAGUCAAGUACUGGUCUAUUAUGACACCUCUUGUUUGUAAAAAAUAUGCAAAGGGGAUAUUCAAAGGUAAACUGACAACACCACGACGAAAACACAAACAAGAACACAAAACAAAACAUAAAAAAACUAAGGACUGAUCAACAUGAACCCCACCGAAAAGUUUGGAUAAUCUCAGGUGAAGGGUAAUACUAAUGUUUUAUACGAACUCUGAAAGUUUAGGUGUAUCCCGAUUUGCAGGGAUGAUUGAACUAUAGUUUGUAAGGACUACAUGUGACAUCAUGUCCUAAUUGCAGCACUCUUAGUUUUUAACUCUUUUUUAAAAUGAACAGCACUCAUAAAUCCAAUUACUAGAUACAUCUGAAUGUUUAUACUAAAGAAUCUAAAAUAAAUUUAAAUAAAUGAAAGGUAAAAAGUUUUACUAAGAAGGGUGAUAAAUGUAAAACAAUUGUCAUUGAUGGUCUACAAUACAUAAUACUUAAUUUUCUGGUAUUUGUGGCUUAUAUUUAAAAAAAACCCCGGUAUACACAUGAUAGGUAAUGUUGCAAAAACAGUGUUCUUAUUUACAUAUUUACAAUAGUCCAGUAGUAUGUAUAAAGAUACCCUAAAAGUGAGUCUAAUUACAGCUUUUAGAAUUUCAUUUUUUAUUCCUAUUCUAUGAAAAUAUCUAAAUCAUAAAUAUAAUCCAACUAACCCUAACUAAGGUUGUUUUGCGACAAGUCAGCAUGUUCUACACUUGUGUCCUCUUCCUGGUCGACGCUGGUGAUCUUUGAAAAUAUGUAAACAAGCUUUAGGAUGACAAUGCAUGAUAAUUUUUUACGUGUUCUUGAAUUACAAAUAGAAAGAAACA